Corythoichthys intestinalis (scribbled pipefish) is the source of this 2976-nucleotide messenger RNA. RefSeq names its product AT-rich interactive domain-containing protein 3B-like. Gene Ontology annotation, biological process: regulation of transcription by RNA polymerase II. The transcript is spliced from 9 exons. The record is from RefSeq and is a predicted model, not a curated record. Lineage: Eukaryota; Metazoa; Chordata; Actinopteri; Syngnathiformes; Syngnathidae. The coding region runs from base 204 to 1901 and encodes 565 amino acids. Gene Ontology annotation, molecular function: DNA binding. Gene Ontology annotation, cellular component: nucleus.
UUUCUAUGCACUGUGACCACGCAGCUUGUUGUGCGUGACCCCACCUUCUGCUCUUCAGCCUUCUCCCCUCCUCCACACGGUUUGUUCUCCUAAAAAGAAGAAAUCUAGUCACUUUGGUUCCGAUCCACCUCUGCCGUCCGAAAGGCUCAUGCGAUGCGACUCGUUCGUGCGGGGCCCAAGAAGAAGGAACAAGCUGAUCGGAGAUGAUGGAUUACUCCAAGGGGCAAAUGUCCGGUUUAUCAGAGGAAAGCAGCUCUGCAAGGUGCCCCCAGUCUAGUCCUGCUGGCUUGAAGCUGGAGGCGUUGAUGGAGCAACUCCAGAGACAGCAAGAAGCCAAACAGGACGUGAACCUACAGGAGAAACAUCUCCUUCAAGCUCAGCUCCUCUUUGCUCAACACGCUGCUGCGGCGGCGGCCAGGGUCCAGUCUGGCUGCAGGCCAGAUCUGUUCGCCAAAGGAGGAGGACUAGCUCAGCAAGCUAGCAACAACAAUCCAAGCCGAGUUAACACUGGGGAAGAGGAGGAGGACGAGGGUGAUGGUGAGGAUGAUGAUGAUGAAGAUGAUACUGAUGAGGAGGAGGAGGAGAUGGCGGCGGAUGUGGAUGAUCAGCAGGCCCAAAAACCUCGACUGCAGCAGGUUCCGGGCCUCCCUUUCAUUCCUUUUUCUGAACCGGCGGCCGGCAAGUCAUCAUCUCCGCCUGUAGCCGUGAAGCAGGAGCAGGAGGAGAAGGAGUUGCUGUCUCCCGUCCGCUUUCCUGCCUACACGUCGGCCAACGGCUUCACUGACUGGUCCUACGACGAGCCCCUGAAACAGAGGGCUCCCAUCUGGGCUGAGGACAACGAAGCAGGCCGCGGAAGAGCAGAACCGUCCAGGGACUUUGCAAAGCUAUAUGAACUCGACAAUGACCCCCAUCGCAAGGAGUUUCUCGAUGAUCUGUUUGUCUUCAUGCAAAAACGAGGUACGCCUGUCAACCGUAUCCCAAUUAUGGCCAAACAAGUGCUGGACCUCUUUAAACUCUAUAAGCUGGUGACAGAGAAGGGAGGCCUUGUGGAGGUCAUCAACAAGAAAAUCUGGAGGGAGAUCACAAGAGGUCUCAAUCUCCCAACGUCCAUUACCAGCGCUGCUUUCACACUCCGCACGCAGUAUAUGAAGUACCUGUACCCUUUCGAGUGUGAAAAGAAGGGUCUGAGUUCUCCAGGGGAGCUGCAGGCGGCCAUCGACAGUAACCGUCGAGAAGGUCGUCGUCCCAGCUACACCAACAGCCUGUAUCGCUACUCGCCUUCUCCCAAUUCCGCUCCGCACAAUCUUCUCUCCCCGCCCACCGUGCAGGCCCCCACGUCUGGACAUAACACUUCCAGUCAGUCAAUUAGCCCAAACGUUAAGAAAAAUUUAGAUGAAGCCUCAACUCCAGUGAUCCCCAGUCGGAUGCCCAUGGCGCUGGCACUUGGGCAGCAUCAACAUCAUCAUCAACAACAACAACAGCAGCAGUUGGCCCAAGCAGCCACUCUGGAGCAUCUUCGAGAGAGGCUAGAGCGCGCCGAAGGCCCGGAGAAGAAAAUGAUGCGUCUGGCGGAGGAACAGCAGAGGCUAAUGCAGCAGGCCUUCCAACAGAACCUCCUGGCGAUGGCCUCCCACUUUAACCCCCUUAACCUGAAGCUCAACAAUGGUCAUGAGAACAAACAGGAUUUGUCUCUGAGUAUUUCAACUAAUGGAGCGGCCAGUAUCAGCGUGUCUGUGGAAGUCAACGGCACCAUGUACUCAGGAACACUCUUUGCUCAGAAGUCUGCUGCUCCGGUGGUAUCGCAGGCUGUAAACCAAGCAGGGACGAGCGGUUUCAGUGCCUUCUCCUCCUCCCACAGCCCCUCAUCUUCUUCCUCUACCUCUUCAAAGGGUCCAAAUUAAAAAUUAAUUUUUGUGGCUUUUUUCUUUUAAUUUUUUUUUUUAACUCUGUACCAUUAUCACGAAGUGGUAUAGAUGGUAGUUGCUUCCUUGUCAGGCAAGAGCCGUUUAAAAUGUCUGCUAGUAGGUUUCGUUUCUUGUUCUUUCAGUCAAGCAGCUCAGUCCGUCAGCCUCGACACACUCGAUAUUUUUUACCAUACAUUUUCUGUUAGUUUGCAUUCAUACUGUAUUGUUAAGCGUGUACCCUCAGGAAGUUACUAGAUGUAACUUGUUAAGCUUAGUUCCUGAUGUGAGCUUUUUUUGGAAUUGUAGUGAUGUUCACGUAAAAGUGUCUUUUCAGUGCUAAGAGAAUCAACUGUGUUUUUGCGAAAUCUCUAGCUAGUUUAUCAUCCUGUUCCGAUGCCAAUAGAACAGCAGUGCUGCCAAAGUGAAGACCAAAAGAAGCCUUAGCUCAGUGUCAUAGUUCUGUUUCGUGUUCAGUAUAUACACUAUAUAUGAUUUAACUCGAUAUGUGGCUGGUAGUUGCGAGUAGUUUCCAAUGAAAUUUCAGGGAAAUUUUACACUUUCAGGUACCACAGGACAAUUUGAAAUUAGAGGGAUUUUUAGAAACAUUUGCUGGUUGUAGUUUGUAUUUUAUUUUCUUUAUUUAAUUAUUGUAGUUCUGCCUUGAACAUAUCUGCUGAUAGUUGUUUGUGUAGAAGAAAUGCCAUACUUACCUCAUUUGAAAAGUUGUUUUGGGUGGAAAUUUCUGUACUCAGGAAUGUCUGCUGGACCUGUAACUGUGCUGUUAUGUAUUUUUGUAUAGGCGACGAAUGUAUCAUUACUGACCUCACGUUGGACUGAACCAGUGCUACCUCAAUCCUCGAGAGAAAUAUGCAAUUGUUAAAGCAGCAAGAGCUGAUGUAGCCAUCUGCUGACAUGUACUGUAGGCGGACAAUCAAGUAAAAUUGCAAACUAAAUGUUACUGAGAAUUUGACAAGUGUAAACAACAAGGCCCUGUGUUUGCUCUUUGAAAACAUUUGGUGGAUGUAUGGUAAUGUGGAAUUAAAAUAAUAACGUGUGCUGUCCAAUGGUUCUU